GCGCGCACCUGGGCACCUGGGCUGCGGCGGCGGCGCGGGGCGGCGGCUGGACGCGCGCGAUGGAGGGCGAGAGCCGGGGUCCGUGGGCCCUGGGGCUGCUGCGCACCUUCGACGCGGACGAGUUCGCGGGCUGGGAGAAGGUCGGCUCGGGAGGCUUCGGGCAGGUGUACAAGGUGCGCCACGUCCACUGGAAGACGUGGCUCGCCAUCAAGUGCUCGCCGAGCCUGCACGUCGACGACAGGGAGCGCAUGGAGCUUUUGGAGGAAGCAAAGAAGAUGGAGAUGGCCAAGUUCCGUUACAUCCUGCCCGUGUACGGCAUCUGCCAGGAGCCCGUGGGCCUGGUCAUGGAGUACAUGGAGACGGGCUCCCUGGAGAAGCUGCUGGCCUCCGAGCCGCUGCCCUGGGACCUGCGCUUCCGCAUCGUCCACGAGACGGCCGUGGGCAUGAACUUCCUGCACUGCAUGUCCCCCCCUCUCCUGCACCUGGACCUCAAGCCUGCCAACAUCCUGCUGGACGCCCACUACCACGUCAAGAUUUCCGACUUCGGGCUGGCCAAGUGCAGCGGGCUGUCCCACUCGCACGACCUCAGCAUGGAUGGCCUGUUCGGCACCAUCGCCUACCUCCCUCCGGAGCGCAUCCGGGAGAAGAGCCGGCUCUUCGACACCAAGCAUGACGUGUACAGCUUUGCCAUCGUGAUCUGGGGUGUGCUCACACAGAAGAAACCAUUUGCAGAAGAGAAGAACAUCCUGCACAUCAUGGUGAAGGUGGUGAAGGGCCACCGCCCCGAGCUGCCGCCCGUCUGCAGACCCAGGCCGCGCGCCUGCAGGAGCCUGCUGCGCCUCAUGCAGCGAUGCUGGCACGCGGAGCCCCGGCAGCGGCCCAGCUUCCACGAAAUCACUUCUGAAACCGAGGACCUGUGCGAAAAGCCUGACGACGAGGUGAAAGAGACGGCUCGGGACCCAGAUGUGAGAAACCCCGCUGAGCCAGAGGCCGAGGCGCCCGCGGCCGCCCCGCUCACGCGAGCGUCCGCCCCCACCUUCGACGACGACGACAGCCUCUCCGAGCUGCUGUCCCAACUGGACUCGGGCACCUCCCAGACCCUCGAGGGCCCGGAAGAGCUCAGCCGCAGCUCCUCCGCAUCCAAACUUCCGUCGACGAGCAGCGGCAAGCGGCUCUCCGGGGUGUCCUCGGUGGACUCCGCCUUCUCCUCCAGAGGGUCUCUGUCCUUGUCGUUCGAGCGGGAGCCUUCAGCAGGCGAUCUCGGCACCACCGACGUCCAGAAGAAGAAGCUCGUGGACGCCGUCGUGAACGGGGACACGAGCAGGCUGAUGAAGAUCCUGCAGCCCCAGGACGUCGACCUGGUCCUGGACGGGGGCGCCAGCCUGCUGCACCUGGCCGUGGAGGCCGGGCAGGAGGACUGCGUCAAGUGGCUGCUGCUCAACAACGCCAACCCCAACCUCACCAACAGGAAGGGCUCCACGCCCCUGCACGUGGCCGUGGAGAAGCGGGUGCGGGGCGUCGUGGAGCUGCUGCUGGCCCGGAAGAUCAGCGUCAACGCCGCGGACGAGGACCGGUGGACGGCCCUGCACUUCGCAGCCCAGAACGGGGACGAGGGCAGCACACGGCUGCUGCUGGAGAAGAACGCGUCGUUGCACGAGGUGGACUGCGAGGGCCGCACGCCCCUGCACGUGGCCUGCCAGCACGGCCAGGAGAGCAUCGUGCGGAUCCUGCUGCGCCGUGGCGUGGACGCGGGCCUGCCGGGGAAGGACGCCUGGGUGCCGCUGCACUACGCCGCCUGGCAGGGCCACCUGCCCAUCGUCAAGCUGCUGGCCAAGCAGCCGGGGGUGAGCGUGGACGCCCAGACGCUGGACGGGAGGACGCCCCUGCACCUGGCCGCCCAGCGCGGCCACUACCGCGUGGCCCGCGUCCUCAUUGACCUGCACUCCGACGUCAACGUCUGCAGCCUGCUGGCGCAGACGCCGCUGCACGUGGCCGCCGAGACGGGGCACACGAGCACCGCCAGGCUGCUGCUGCACCGGGGCGCCCGCAGGGAGGCGGUGACCGCCGAGGGCUGCACCGCCCUGCACCUGGCCGCCCGCAGCGGGCACCUGGCGACCGUCAAGCUGCUGGUGGAGGAGCGGGCCGACGUGCUGGCCCGGGGGCCCCGCCACCAGACGGCGCUGCACCUGGCCGCCGCCGCCGGGCACGCAGAGGUGGUGGAGGAGCUGGUCAGUGCCGACGUGCUCGACCUGUCCGACGAGCAGGGGCUCAGCGCGCUGCACCUGGCCGCGCAGGGCCGCCACGCCAAGACGGUGGAGACGCUGCUCAGACACGGGGCCCACGUCAACCUGCAGAGCCUCAAGUUCCAGGGCGGCCCCGGCCCCGCCGCCUCGCUCCUCCGGCGGAGCAAGACCUAGCUGGCCGCCCGGAGACGGGGCCCUGCGGGUUCCUGUCCCAGCGCCAUGCUCCGCUCGCCCCGGCCGCGGGCCGUCGAGGGGCGGGUGGCUGUCCGCUUGAAUGGCGCCGCCGCCUGCUUGGACGUCGCCUGCCCGCCCGACGAGGUGGGUCCGUGUGUGCUUGACCGCCACCCGCGGCUGCGCCCGGUGUCGAGGGGACGGCGGGUCGGAGGCGUUUAGUUGUGCCCCUCGCCCCUGCCGUUGGCCCCUCGGUGACAGAGCCGUGAGCCCACCCGUCCUGAGCAGAGCCACCUGCGGCCGCCCGGAGCACACCGUCGGGGGAGGCAGGUGCCGGAGGAGCUGCGGCUUUUCUCUCCAUUUGCCGCAGCAGGCCGAGCAGGCUGUGCCAGAAAGUUUUAGCAGAAUUCUUGUUUUAUAGAAUAUCCUUCGUAGAUGAACAGUGUCAGCUGUCGCUUUAGAUCUGUGAUAAACUUUCAUGUCCUUAGGUAGUCUGGCUCGUGGGCAAAGAGUGUGAACGGAUAGGUUGGCUUUUAAAACAAAAACGGUCAUCUUAACAGCCCUUUUAUACCCACCAGUGUCCAUCACUGAGUCCUCGUGGGUGGCCACGUACGUAUGCCACGCGUGCUACCUGCCGUUGUUCAUUUCUUGCUGCAUAAAAUGUUUGAACUUUAGAGUCAAAUGUCUAAAAGUCAAGAAAUAUUAACUGAUAGCCUCUGUCAGUUUUGGACUCAAAACAGUGUUAUCUAGUUACGUGAACCACCUUCCUCAUCGUUUUCUUUGCAGCUGUCGUUUUUGGCACGGUGGUGGUGUGUGCUGAGUAAUGCUGUUUUAGGGUGUCCAAGGGGGGUUCUGACCUGCUUUAUGAACAACUGCACUGAACAGGGGCUUCGGCUUUUGGGGUGUGACCCCCAAGUCCGCUCCAGGAGACAGCCGUACGGUCUUGGUUGUAAAAACCCCAUUCUUUGGUUGUCAUGUGUGUGCCACAUUCCCCCCACGCCCGUCCCCAAAUGACGUUAUUAGAGUCGGUUUGCUGCAGGACCUGACCCUGUACGCAGACAUGCCCGUUGGACUGGUGUAUGUAGCAGAGAUUGAUGUUGAUGUACUGUGUAUGUUAAUGUGAAUCCGUGGGUAGCAUACUUCUUUUCUAUGACAGGAAAUAUCCAGACUGUUUGGAACUGGCUAUGUUUUAAUAUGCCUCGUGCUUUUGAUACAUUGUGCUACUGUUGUAUGGCGAACACAUGGAAGAAAAAACGUGUUUGAUGUCAAUAAAGCUAAGUUCUCUUCCUA
Hippopotamus amphibius kiboko is the source of this 3704-nucleotide messenger RNA. RefSeq names its product receptor interacting serine/threonine kinase 4 (gene RIPK4). Gene Ontology annotation, molecular function: ATP binding; protein kinase activity; protein binding. Gene Ontology annotation, biological process: protein phosphorylation. The transcript is spliced from 8 exons. The record is from RefSeq and is a predicted model, not a curated record. Bases 60 to 2417 code for a protein of 785 amino acids. Lineage: Eukaryota; Metazoa; Chordata; Mammalia; Artiodactyla; Hippopotamidae.